AUAAGGCACUUCGGUUCUGAGUCAACGAACAUGGCAGAAGCAGCGGCCCAAUCAAAAUCAGUAACCAAAACAAGCAAAAACAGUUAACAAUUUUCAAUUUCUGUUGAGAAGGAUCUUUACCAUGGCUCCUCUAACAUCUAAAAAUUCUAUUAAAGCUCGAGAUGUUUGUAUUGUGGGUGUUGCACGUACGCCGAUGGGUGGCUUUCUGGGCUCUCUCUCAUCUUUAUCCGCUACAAAGCUUGGUUCCAUUGUUAUUGCGAGUGCCCUGAAGAGGGCAAACGUGAAUCCGAACCUUGUUCAAGAAGUGUUCUUUGGGAAUGUUCUUAGCGCCAAUUUAGGCCAGGCUCCCUCUAGACAGGCUGCUUUAGGUGCUGGGAUUCCUAAUUCAGUAAUAUGCACCACUAUUAAUAAAGUUUGUUCAUCAGGCAUGAAAGCUGUGAUGUUUGCAGCACAAAGUAUUCAACUGGGUAUCAAUGAUAUAGUUGUAGCUGGUGGCACAGAAAGCAUGUCUAACGUGCCUAAGUAUUUAACAGAAGCAAGAAAGGGAUCUCGGUUGGGUCAUGAUACAAUUGUUGAUGGCAUGAUGAAAGAUGGCCUGUGGGAUGUGUAUAAUGACUUUGGAAUGGGAGUAUGUGCAGAAAUAUGUGCUGAUCAGCACAAAAUAACAAGGGAAGAGCAGGAUUCAUACGCUAUCAAAAGUUUUGAGUGUGGGAUGGCUGCACAAAAUUCCGGCCUCUUUGCCUGGGAAAUAGUUCCGGUUGAAGUUUCUGGAAGAGGGAAAGCAUCCUCAAUUGUUGAUAAGGAUGAGAGCUUGGAAAAGUUUGAUGCCUCAAAACUACGGAAGCUCAGGCCUAGUUUUAAGGAUGGUGGUUCUGUUACUGCUGGCAAUGCUUCUAUCAUAAGUGAUGGUGCAUCAGCGCUAGUGCUAGUAAGUGGAACAAAGGCUCUUGAGCUUGGGUUGCAAGUAAUCGCCAAGAUCAGAGGUUAUGCUGAUGCAGCUCAGGCUCCUGAAUUAUUUACAACUGCCCCAUCCCUCGCAAUACCAAAAGCCAUAUCAGAUGCUGGUCUGGAGGCUUCUCAAAUUGAUUAUUAUGAAAUAAAUGAAGCUUUUUCCGUUGUAGCUCUUGCCAAUCAGAAACUUCUUGGUCUUAGUCCUGAAAAAGUUAAUGCUCAUGGUGGAGCAGUAUCAUUGGGGCAUCCAUUAGGGUGUAGUGGAGCUCGUAUCUUGGUCACACUAUUAGGGGUACUGAGACAUAAGAAUGGGAAAUAUGGAGUUGCUGGCAUCUGCAAUGGUGGUGGAGGAGCAUCGGCCCUUGUUCUUGAGCUCAUGCCUGCUGCAAGGAUGGGACGUUCCUCUUUGUGAAUAAUGUUAUUGAUAGGAAACUGGCAUGAUUUCUGUAUUAAAUUUGUCUUGGCACGACAAAUAUGCAAUUUGUACUUGAGAGUAAACAUAAUGAUGUGUUCUUCUAAGGGAAAUUGCAUGCAGAUCUUAUGAAACAGUAAUAUAGUUUUAUUUAUUCUUAA
Mangifera indica (mango) is the source of this 1524-nucleotide messenger RNA. RefSeq names its product probable acetyl-CoA acetyltransferase, cytosolic 2. Gene Ontology annotation, molecular function: acetyl-CoA C-acetyltransferase activity. The coding region runs from base 122 to 1363 and encodes 413 amino acids. The record is from RefSeq and is a predicted model, not a curated record. Gene Ontology annotation, biological process: fatty acid beta-oxidation. The transcript has 14 exons. Lineage: Eukaryota; Viridiplantae; Streptophyta; Magnoliopsida; Sapindales; Anacardiaceae.